GCAGAGGGAAGCUUCUCUCCGACAGGAGCUGUAGAAGCAGGAGCUGUCUGUCUGCUCGGCAGGUUCAACCCAUCACCGGCGGGGGCGGCUGCACCUUCUGCCCGCGGACGGACCUGAACCAGUCGGGCUCGCCCUCCUUAUGGGCUCACCAUGCGCAGGAUACGGGCCAACGCCAUCGCCAUUCUGACCGUCGCCUGGAUCCUCGGAACGUUUUAUUACCUGUGGCAGGACAACAAGCCCGCCUCGACGCCGUCGUCGUCCGCGUCUCAGGCUCGCGGCAGGAGCCACGGACAGAAGCUGGCCCCCGGUCGGCUGGAGAUCCACCGGGACGACAGAACCAUCCCGCUGAUUGUGACUCAGCCUCCGCGAACGGAGCAGCAGAGCCAGCUGCUGGGCAGCUUUGAUGAGAAGGCCUACCUGUCAGCCAAGCAGCUCAAACCGGGGGAUGACCCAUACAGGGAGCAUGCCUUUAACCUGCAGGAGAGCGACCGUCUUGGCAGUGAACGGGCCAUCCGAGACACUAGACACUACAGAUGCGCAUCUUUGACCUAUGAUGCAGACCUUCCUGCCACAAGCAUCAUCAUCACUUUCCACAAUGAAGCUCGCUCUACUCUACUUCGCACCAUCAAAAGUGUCCUGAUGCGAAGCCCUCCGUCUCUUAUUCAAGAAAUCAUCCUUAUAGAUGACUUUAGCACAGACCCUGAGGACUGCCAGCUGCUCUCCCAGAUUCCCAAAGUGCACUGCCUGAGGAAUAUCAGGAGAGAGGGAUUGAUCCGAUCUCGAGUGAGAGGAGCCAACACGGCCUCUGCCACUGUUCUGACCUUCCUGGACAGCCACUGUGAGGUCAACGCCGACUGGCUGCAGCCGAUGAUCCAGAGAGUCAAGGAGGACCAUACACGAGUGGUCAGCCCCAUUAUUGAUGUGAUCAGCCUGGAUAACUUUGCUUACUUGGCUGCGUCUGCUGACUUAAGAGGAGGAUUCGACUGGAGUCUCCACUUCAAAUGGGAGCAGAUUCCCAUCGAGCAGAAAAUGGCGAGAAGCGAUCCCACACAACCCAUAAGGACUCCUGUCAUUGCGGGAGGGAUCUUCGUCAUGGACAAGAGCUGGUUCAACCAUCUGGGCCAGUAUGACACCCACAUGGAUAUCUGGGGCGGUGAGAACUUUGAGCUCUCGUUCCGAGUGUGGAUGUGCGGAGGAAGUCUAGAGAUCCUUCCCUGCAGCCGCGUUGGUCACGUGUUCAGGAAACGUCACCCUUACGACUUCCCAGAGGGCAACGCUCUUACCUACAUCAAGAACACCCGACGGGCUGCGGAGGUGUGGAUGGAUGAAUAUAAACAGUACUACUACUCCGCAAGGCCGUCUGCUCAGGGCAAGGCUUUUGGCAGCAUUGCAGAUCGCCUGACACUGCGGCGGAAACUGAAUUGCAAACCUUUCCGUUGGUACAUGGAGAACGUCUAUCCGGAGCUGAGGGUUCCUGAGCAGGAAGCCGUGUCCAGUGUGCUGAAACAAGGCGGUUUGUGUCUGGAGACCCGUGGGAGGGAAGGCCUGGGACUGGCAGAGUGCAGGGGAGCCGGAACCAACAGGCCGCAGUCACAGAAAUGGGAGCUGGCGGAGCCACUGAUCCGGCAGCAGGACUUAUGCCUGGCCAUUUCUGCCUUCACAGCGGGGUCAAAGGUCAGGAUGGAGCCCUGCAACUCAAAGGAGCCCAGACAGAAGUGGAAGCCAAAAGGUCCAGCUCUUCAGCACAUGGUGAGCGGCCUCUGCCUCGACAGCCAGAGCACGAACGGUCCUCUGGUCAUCACGCAGUGUCGCCCGCAGAUGGCCGGCCAAUCAUGGGAGCCACAAGUUAUCGCCUGAGGAGGGUUCUGGAAAAGGACACUGGGUGGAGUUCUGAGUUCUUGCUGAGGGACGGAAGAAAUAAAACACUACUUUUUCCCCAUGUCAACCUCUGGCUGCUCAUUUUAAGGCCUUGUUGAGACAAACCACAUGAGGUCUUCUGUGUACAGUGCUUCAUCCUACGAUGAUGCGGUGAAUCUUCUAUGUAUUCUAAGCUUUCCAAUGAAAAUGUUGCACUUUUCACUUCUUUGUUUCUGUUUCGGCUUCAGCCCAUAAUGCCCUUUCAUUUGGAAGCGAUCUGAGGAGUGCAAACAUUUACUGUUAAGCUGCACCCAAACAAAUCUUCGAUUAAAGUCACUGCUUUUGUAAAGCGGCCUAGUUUUAGGGGGCGGGAAUUACCAUGAGGACCAAAGCGGCUCUGUACAUAUAGCCCAGAAAAGAUUGGAGCUUCCUUUUCUUUUCUUUUUCUUUUGGCUGAUUGGCAAAAUCUUUGUCAUUAUUUAUUGUUUCGCACAGUGACUUUCAAAACUGUUUCAUUCCUCCUUCUGGUUCCGUCUCUAUAAACUGUUAUGUAAAUAUCCGAAGCCGGUUACUGUUUUUUGUGUAAUCUAUUUGUCGUUUUAAAAUAACGUGGUUACAAAGACAUUAGCAUUGAACACAUUUGUAAAAUAAAGUUAAUGGCUGCAUAUAAUAUUGAUACAAUAAC
Cyprinodon variegatus (sheepshead minnow) is the source of this 2542-nucleotide messenger RNA. RefSeq names its product polypeptide N-acetylgalactosaminyltransferase 14 (gene galnt16). NCBI's taxonomy places the organism in Eukaryota, Metazoa, Chordata, Actinopteri, Cyprinodontiformes, Cyprinodontidae. The transcript is spliced from 15 exons. Bases 151 to 1857 code for a protein of 568 amino acids. The record is from RefSeq and is a predicted model, not a curated record. Gene Ontology annotation, cellular component: Golgi apparatus.